AUCGGUGGAAGGAUUUUGAGAUAUAAAAUUUUAAAUAAUUAGGUAAAUUAUUUAGUUGAGGGAUAAUAAUGUGUGAUAAUAAACUAUUAAAUAUCGAAUAAAACUGUGCGGAAAUGUACUUUCAAUUAUUUUGUUAACACAAUCUGCCAUAUGUUUUGGCGUCGGUAUUGAUUUUGUCAGUAGUUUCAUACGUGGUUGAUUGAAGGGAAAGAUUUGAAAGAUAUCGCAAUCCUACACAUCUGUUUAUGUAAUAAAUUCAAAUCAAAAAUAAAUAAAUAUGAAGAGAAUGAAAUAAGUCGAACAUUUUGCAGAGAGAAACGAUUUCCACGGAUUUCUUUAUAAAUUGAAUUUUCGCAAGAGUUAUAUUCUCAGCCAAACUUCCUCAAAUCCAUAACAAUAGACUGAUAAGAGUGCGAUGACUGCUGACUCAGGUAUGCGAAAUAUUUUUGGUAGUAAUAGUACAGUUGGGGGUGGAGGAGGUGGUGGUGUGUUUGGUGGCCCCAACAAUGGACGUACAAUAGCAGGCAGCGGUGGUACUAUAACAUCGGCAAACCCUUCUGGUGGUUGUAGUUCUGCACUUUUACAAAAACAAAUGUCUUUCAAGACUUCCGUUGGUGCAAAUCAGUUAUCAAAAGCCGACGAAAUAGAAGUUAUCGAAAGUGCAAAUAUGGAUGGCGGUUCAAAUAGAUAUAACAAGAAUACUGCCCUCGGUUGGAUCUGUUGUGCUCCUUGCAUAUGGUUACGUACAUCAGCAACAGUUCAUAAAAUAGCAAUUACAACGGCAACUUUGCUUGUUACUUCAUUAUUGGUGGCGUCUCCUAUUUUAUUUUUGAUAAGCACGGCACCAUCACAACUGCCACGGGAUUGUUAUACCGAUGAUGAUGAUUGCAUGCCGACAACCGCUCCGCCGCCUGAAUGUGUCGAUGCAGUAUGUCGUAUUGCUGCUUCUAGUAUACAAGCCAAACUUAAUUGGCAUCUGGAUCCAUGUACAGAAUUUAAAAAUUUUAGUUGUUCUGCUACUGUUCAUGGAUCAGGUUUGAUAAGUUUACGUGCAAUGCGUAGUGCACAGGAGGCGGUAGAUAUGCAAAUGCAACAACUAUUGCAGCACAAUACUACUUCUGGUCCAUUUAGAAAACUAGGCCGUUUGUUUGGUAGCUGUUUACGACAAACAACGAACUCAUCGACAAUUCAGUUAGUGCUGGAACAAUUGGGUGGAUACUUACCAAUUGGAGCUUUAGGCCCUUCCUCAAUAUCGAAUUUAAUUUCAAAAAUUUAUGAAUUGGGUCCGACACCACUUGUUGAUAUUUACUAUGAUCUGAGUUAUGGUAGGCGCCCACACGUAUUACUUAUAAUAAGUGGUCCCAGCACAUCUGCGCCAAUUUUAGAAAAUAAAAUUCGUUGGAUGGGUCCUAAAGCACCACCAUAUUCAAUGAAGCAAGGAGAACCAAAAUUACUGAAUAGUUUAUUAGAAAGCUUUCUACCCAGUGGCUUGACGUAUGACCAAAAGGCCUCAGAAAAUGAAGCUAUUUCAACUUUUAUUAGAGCACUAAAUAAGAUAUGUGUUGAACAUUCUCGGAGAGGAUUUUGGAAUAGUUCUGUUUUUUAUAAUAUAUCAGCUGUCCAAGAACAAUAUCCAAUACUGAACUGGAGUACACUGAUACCGAGUAACUGGAGUGGACCAAUUGUUGUUAGAAGUUCAGAUUAUUUGAAGGCUGUCGAGCAGCUGCUAACGAAAUAUCCAACUCGUGUAGCACACAAUUCUCUUUUACUUCUAUUUGCUUUAGGAAUAUUGCCACAGGACAAACCAAAUCCAACAGUUUGUACACGUUCAACCAUGUGGGCAUUGCCUGAUAUCACUUCGGCAUUAUAUGUAGCACAGCAUUCGUCCGAUGACUUAAAUGAUGUGAUAAGAAGAACAGAAGUUGUAUUUAAGUCACUCAAAGCGCAUUUAAAACGUGCCCCUUCUUUGAAAGGAGCUGCCUUGGUUAAAUUAUCGGCUUUGAAGAUUCAAUCGCAACCUUGGAAUGGAUUUACGAAUUUCACAGCAAUGAUUAGGCAAUUAGAAUCUAUUGAAAUAACAACAGAUAAUUGGUUUGAAAAUGUUCUGAAAAUAUACAAACGAAAUAGAAUUGUACCAGAAUCCAUAAAUGUUGAGAUGGAUUCCCACGAUGCUUGGGCUUAUCCUAUUGUUGCUAAAAUAUUUUAUGAUACUCUAAGUCACUCCAUAGUUGUUCCUUUAUCAGUAAUAUUGGUGCCGUAUUUUGAUGAUAGACUACCACCAUAUUUGCAAUAUGCUUCCGUAGGUGUAGCAAUUGCUAAAGAGAUUUUAAGAUCUAUCACAAAAACUUUUGAAGAUAAAGCCAUGAGAUGCGUACCAAAGUCCGUUAAUAUCUUUUCGAACUAUAGCCGGAUGGAUAUACUUAUUCAGUCAGGUGGCAUGCAAAUUUCGUAUCAUUCGAUGCUCUCACUCACUGGACCUAUAAAGGGAAUGGCACGUUUACCGGGACUGAAUUUAACUCCAACACAAAUAUUCUUCUUAGUAUCAGCACAGGAGUUGUGUGCAGAGUCGGACUAUACGGGCAUCGACACGGACGCUAGUGAGUUUGAAGAUAUUUUGGGCUGGCUUGUGGCACAAGGUGGUAGCGCUACUGAGGUAUUCAAAUGUCCAUCGGGUUCGAUGAUAAAUGCUCAAAAAACUUGCAAUGUGUUAUAAAUUUCGUUAUGAAAAUAAUUGAAUUUAGUGUUAUUUUCUUUCCGGAUUUGGAUUAGGUAUUGUUAUAUAUAAAAGUACGGUCACUUUUUUUUAUCUAUUUUAUAUUGAAUGCUUAAAAAGACGGAAGAUAAUAAUAUCGAAAUAUCUACUCUAUCCACACAUCUGAGAUAAAAAUGUGGUUAAGUACUUUUAAUACUAUUGCUAUAGUUUUGAAAAUAUGUUUUUAAAGGA
Molecule: messenger RNA, 2944 nt
Organism: Teleopsis dalmanni
Lineage: Eukaryota; Metazoa; Arthropoda; Insecta; Diptera; Diopsidae
Product: endothelin-converting enzyme 1
Exons: 10
Coding region: 416-2713 (765 amino acids)
Biological process (GO): protein processing
Cellular component (GO): plasma membrane
Molecular function (GO): metalloendopeptidase activity
Source: RefSeq, a predicted model, not a curated record